AACGAAAAAACGCCCGAUUUUCUAGGGUUACCAAUAAAUAAGCUCCACCUCCCCUCGCAUGUUCCCUCUCGUCAUUUGGUUGAGGGACCUCGACACCAUAAUUCGGAAUUGGUUUUCUCUCUCUAAGAAUUAGUGAAAAUCAAUCGGAUUUGGCGGUGCCGAGCUCUCUCUCUCUCUUGAUCCUCUUGCUUGAGUUGAGAGAGAAAACCAGGGCCACUGUUACUCCUCACUCUCUCUCCCUCCAUUUUGUUGCUUAGCUGGAGAGAGAAAACAACCCUAAUUAAUCUUCAUCAGUGAGUAUGCCUCCAAAGGCUUCUAAAGCGAAGGAUACUCCUGCUGAACGCCCCAUUUUGGGCCGUUUCUCUUCUCACCUCAAGAUCGGCAUUGUUGGCUUACCAAAUGUGGGUAAAUCUACACUUUUCAAUACUCUCACGAAGCUCUCUAUUCCUGCCGAGAACUUUCCUUUCUGUACCAUAGAGCCCAAUGAAGCAAGGGUUAACAUUCCUGACGAGCGGUUUGAUUGGCUAUGCCAAUUGUACAAGCCCAAGAGUGAGGUAUCAGCUUUCUUGGAAAUACAUGACAUAGCUGGCCUAGUGCGAGGAGCUCAUGAAGGGCAAGGAUUGGGGAACAGCUUCUUAUCUCACAUCCGUGCAGUUGAUGGGAUUUUCCAUGUCUUAAGAGCAUUCGAAGAUCCGGAUAUUAUUCAUGUGGAUGAUUCAGUGGAUCCAGUUAGGGAUCUGGAGGUCAUAAGUCUAGAGCUACGGUUGAAAGACAUAGAAUUUAUGGAAAGAAAGCUGGAGGAUCUUGAGAAGAGCAUGAAGAGGAGCAAUGACAAGCAGUUGAAAAUAGAACAUGAGUGUUGUGAAAAGGUAAAGGCAUGGCUUGAGGAGGGUAAGGAUGUUCGGCUUGGGGACUGGAAAGCUACUGAGAUUGAGAUCUUUAAUUCGUUUCAGUUGCUUACAGCAAAACCUGUUGUUUACUUGGUUAACAUGAAUGAGAAAGAUUAUCAGAGAAAGAAGAACAAGUUUCUGCCUAAGAUCCAUGCGUGGGUGCAAGAGCAUGGAGGCGAGCCCAUCAUCCCUUUCAGCUGUGUAUUGGAGAAGAGCCUUGUAGAUAUGCCAGAGGACGAAGCUGCAAAGUACUGUGACGAGAACAAAAUUCAGAGUGCCAUCCCCAAGAUCAUAAAGACUGGAUUCUCUGCAAUCAAUCUGAUCUAUUUUUUCACUGCAGGACCUGAUGAGGUGAAAUGCUGGCAGAUCAGACGGCAGACUAAGGCUCCUCAAGCUGCUGGUGCCAUUCACACUGAUUUUGAGAGAGGAUUUAUAUGUGCUGAGGUAAUGAAGUUUGAGGAUCUCAAGGAGUUGGGCAGUGAAGCAGCCUUAAAGGCUGCUGGGAAAUACAGGCAGGAAGGGAAGACCUACGUGGUGCAAGACGGCGAUAUAAUCUUCUUCAAGUUCAAUGUGUCCGGAGGUGGAAAGAAAUGAGGGAGUCGUCGUCCAUUUUGUAUUCCUCUUGAAUAUAAGAAAUUUUUGAUGUAGUAAUCAGGGAGAAUUUUGGAAAUUUGGGUCCUGUUAUUCAAUUUUGUCUGAGAAAAAUUUGGGAUUCAAAUCCUUUUUGAGUAGUUUCUGAGGCAGUGUUUGUUUGGAAUUUGGACUGGCAAAGCAUGAGUGCGUGAAAUAAUGUAAAAAAGUAACAGUGGAAAAUUAUAUUCAACAUCUCAUCCUGAAA
Molecule: messenger RNA, 1728 nt
Organism: Amborella trichopoda
Lineage: Eukaryota; Viridiplantae; Streptophyta; Magnoliopsida; Amborellales; Amborellaceae
Product: GTP binding protein
Cellular component (GO): cytoplasm
Molecular function (GO): ATP binding; ATP hydrolysis activity; GTP binding
Source: RefSeq, a predicted model, not a curated record